Molecule: messenger RNA, 2309 nt
Organism: Megalops cyprinoides (Indo-Pacific tarpon)
Lineage: Eukaryota; Metazoa; Chordata; Actinopteri; Elopiformes; Megalopidae
Product: caveolae-associated protein 1-like
Exons: 2
Coding region: 304-1539 (411 amino acids)
Biological process (GO): transcription initiation at RNA polymerase I promoter; termination of RNA polymerase I transcription
Cellular component (GO): caveola; cytoplasm
Molecular function (GO): rRNA primary transcript binding
Source: RefSeq, a predicted model, not a curated record
GGGAGCCGUGGCAUUUGAGUGUGUGCGUGCAUGCUGUAGCUGUGAGCAGUGUCUGCUCCCGACGGCUGGCCAGCGUCCCAGGGCAGAAAGACAGAGAAAGAAUUGGUGUGAGAGAGAGAGGAGGGGAGGAAAAAGCAAAGUAGACUAGAGUUGGAAUAAGGACAGGAGGGAAGGAACGGUGAAGAAAGAAGACGAGCCCUUCUGAGAGGGGAACAGUGCUGGGUGUGGAAUUCGGGUGACCUCAGUGCUCGGUUUUGCUCGCAAGCGGAGCGUGAUUUUGAACUCGCUGAAGUGUUGACAACCAUGGCGGAUUCGAGCGUGAAGCUGGAUCGCGUGCCCCUAACGGAGGCGUCCGACGACGACGACGAGAUGGCGCUGGUGUCGGCGGUGGCAGCAGUGGCAGAGGACGACGAGGAGGAGGAAGAGGCGGCAGCGGAGGUGGCGGUGGCAGGGACGGCGAAGAAGAGCGAGGCGCAGAUGCACGGGGUGAUGGUGCUGGCCCUGCUGGACAAGAUCAUCGGCGUGGUGGACCAAAUCCAGCAGACGCAGAACGGGCUGGAGGAGCGGCAGGAGGGCAUGGAGCACUCGGUGGUCGGCAUCCGGGGCGAGCUCAACAAGCUCUCCAAGAACCACACCACCACCGCCAACACCGUCAACAAGAUGCUGGAGAAGGUGCGCAAGGUCAGCGUCAACGUCAAGACGGUGCGCACCAGCCUGGAGAAGCAGGCCGGCCAGAUCAAGCGGCUGGAGAGCAACGAGCAGGAGCUACUCAAGAGGCGCAACUUCAGGGUCAUGAUCUACCAGGAGGAAGGGAAGCCACCCAAAGCAACUGUGUCCAAGUCGACAAAAGGCUCAGGGAAAGUGGCAGAGGGUGAGGAGGGCGAGGGGGGGCCAGAGGUGAAGGAGGAGGCAGGGGAGGGUGACGAGGCUCACCCUGGCGUCUCCUCCGACGAGGAGGUGGAGAUCGAGGAGAUCAUUGAGGAGUCACGGGCUGAGCGCAUCAAGCGUAGCGGCCGGCAGCAGAUGGACAGCAUCAAAAAGGCCUUCUCCAAGGAGAAGAUGGAGAAGACCAAGCAGAAGACCAAGGAGAACCUGGAGAAAACCCGCCUGAGGACGCGCGAGAACCUGGAGAAGACCAGGCACAACCUGGAGAAGAAGAUGGGCAAGCUGGGUAACCGCAUGGCCGUCAAACCCGAGCAGAAGGAGAAGAUGAAGUCCUCGCGGGAGAAGGUGAAGAAGUCCUUCACGCCCGACCACACCGUCUACGCCCGCUCCAAGACGUCCGUCUACAAGGUGCCGCCCUUCACUUUCCACGUGAAGAAGGUCCGGGAGGGCGAGGAGGAGGUGCAGCCCGCGGAGCCCGUGGAGGUGGCUGGGGAGAAGCCCGUGGAAGAGGCUAUGGAAGAGGCCAUGGAGGAAGCUGUGGAGAGGGCGGAGCAGCUGAGUGAGGAUGGCCCGGAGGUGCAGGCCCUGCUGAAGCUGUCCGAGGACUCAGAGCUGGUGCUGGUGGAUCUGGAUCACGAGAAGGAUAGUAAAUAAUGUGGGCCCGGGGAAGACCAGUGCAAACAGAGCAGAGAGAACAGAACUGAGAUGACACUGCGUGAAUAACGGACAUGCACAGGCUAUGGGGGAUGCAUUUGGCCUCAGUAUCUCUAAAGUUUAGUUUUUAUUUUGUAGUCUGUCUUUAGUUGUUUCUUUUUUUUUGCGCCAUCUUUAAUACCAUAACCAUUGUAACUGUUUCAAAAUCCAAAGUCUAACUUUCACUUCCCCUAGUCCAGUGAAAGAGAAAGGAGGGUUGUCUACCUUAUUGUUUAUUUUUUAUCUGUUUUGUUUGAAAAUACUUUCAUCUUAUGGACUACUUUGCUUAUAUUGACCGUUUCAUUGCGUUUGUAUUUCAGUAUGGGGAAUGGAAUUACUCCUGUUAUGAAGGCAAUUCUGUACGUAUUUUCUGACCAGCCUCACAUUUAAAUACUGCAAGGAAUCAAACAGUUAACUGCUAUUAAUAAAUAUGCCUUAUGUGGUGGCUCUGGUUGGAGGUGUGAUGUCAUGUGGUAUGUUUCAGUUGAAUGAUGCCAGGAGGAACAAACAGGGGGAAAUGGACAGAUGUUAGUUGUAUAACUGACUAAUAAGGGUUAUUGGCAUGUACAGUGUAAGAGCGGUGUAAGUUGUGAAUAAACAGACAUUUGCUAUGACAGUGACUUUUUCUUGAUUUCAAAGUGUUUACAAGCUGAUCUAAGUGUUUUACAAAAUGUUGAGCUAUUUUAUUUCGGAAGUUUGUGUCAUUGUGAAAAUUGUUUUGCCAUUGUUGG